AUGGCUGCUGCCAUGCAGUCCGGCCCGGAGCCAUGGAACCGCGUGAGGAUCCCCAGGGCUGGGAGCCGCAGCACGGUGGCAGUGCGGGAUCCCGGCGCCACUCUGGACAUUUGCAUUGCAUCUGUAAUUAAAGAAUGCCAUCUCAUCACACAGUCACUGAGGAGCCAGACCUUACAUGCCGGUGAUGUGUUAUGUGCAGUCCUGUACAGCAAUCACAACAGAAUGGGCCGCCACAAACCCCAUUUGGCCUUCAAACAGGUUGAACAAUGUUUAAAACGUUUGAAAAACAUGAAUUUGGAGGGCACAAUUGAAGACUUGGCUGAGUUGUUCUCUUCAAAUGAAAAUCAGCCUGUAACUACCAGAGCGUGUGUCAUCCCUAGCCAACCAGUGGUGGAAUUGGUGUUGAUGAAGGUUCUGGGAGCCUGCAAGUUGUUACUCCGCCUGUUGGACUGCUGCUGCAAGGCAUUUCUCUUGACUGUAAAACAUCUAGGAUUGGAGGAGUUCGUUAUUUUAAACCUUGUGAUGGUUGGUCUGGUGAGCAGAUUAUGGGUUCUUUAUAGAGGUGUUUUAAAAAGACUGAUUUCUUUAUAUGAGCCGUUGUUUGGAUUGCUUCAGGAGGUCUGUAGGAUUCAACCCAUGCCUUACUUCAAAGAUUUUACCUUUCCUUCUGAUAUUGCUGAAUUUCUAGGACAGCCCUAUCUCGAUGUUAAGAAAAAAAUGCCUGCAGCUUUUGCUGCUAAAGGAGUAACUAAGUUGCUAAAUAAACUGUUUUUAAGAAAAGAGCAAUUACCAAGGUCCAGUGAAGACACUUUAUUUAGAAUUUCCAAAACUGCUAAACAAAUGAAGACCAGUAUACAGAAUAACGUGGAUCUUGGACAGCCAGUGAAAAAGAACAAGAGAGUCAUCAAAGAAGAGUCAUCAGAAUUUGAUGUGAGGGGUUUCUGCAAACAGCUGAAAAACAAAGCUGCUCAGGAGACCAGCUUUGUGCUUAAAUGUUCUCAAUCGAAAGUGAAGACAGUGAUAGGAACUCCCCAGGUCAGAAGAUUUGUGCAGAGAUUCCGAGAAGCUGAAACUUUUGUACAACUUUCUGAAGAAAUCCAAACAGCAACUGUAUGGUGCAGGAGCAAAAAACUCAAGACUCAGGCUGCCUAUCUGGGCAGCAAACUUCUUAAAAGUAAUCGACUUAAACAUGUGGAAGCUCAAGGCUGCAGUUUGCCAAAAAAACUAGAGUGCAUAAAAACAUCUGUUUGCAACUGCCUUCUUCGUGGCUCAGUUAUCAAUGCUUCAAAGCAUCAUCUGAGACAAAGAAGAUCACAGAAGAAUUUUUCACUAAGGCAAAGGAAACCACAGAAAAAGUUGCAGUCAACUCUUUUAAGGGACAUUCAGCAGUUCCCUCAAGGGACUCUGAAGAGUGAUGUGGACACCAGUGCUGAGUGCAGACACUCAGGCCCUACUGUUCAGGGAAUUGAUCUCUGUCCUAACAGUAAACAGCUCUUGAGUAGCAGACUUUCAAAUCCAGUCAUACAAACUAAGGAAAAGCAGGUUCAUCAGAAUCUUAUAGGAAGCAAUGAAAAUGAAACUGAUUUGUGGACAAAGAUGCAAAUAAACAAACACAGUAUGUCAGGAACCAUUAAAGAAACAGAUGACAUUGAUGACAUUUUUGCCUUAAUGGGAGUUUAGAUGUUUUUAUGGGACACUUUUAAGCACUUACAAGCUGGUUCAGUGUUCUGCUGUAAGAGGAACUGCUGAGAUCUGGAAGUGCCACUUGGAACCCAGUGAGGAGCUACUUCUGUGUAAUUCAGUUCAAUAAACAUUUACAGUAGUUUUGUGUCAAUCAGCAAGUAUUUAUUUGGCUUCGACUGUGUGCCAGGUGUUAAACAUGAUGAAAAGUCUGUUACAGAUGAAUUUCUUGACCAAGGUUGGAAGCUCCUUUAAAAAUAGAGUAAUUUUAUGAUAUACUAGGAAAUAAAGACCCAAAUAAGCAAGUUUCCAAAAAUUCUCUGUGUCUUAAGGUAAAUGGAAAGCAAGGUUGGGGAAUGGCUAGGAAUCACCUAAAAAGGUCACUUUGGCUUCAAUGGCUCUACUCUAGAUAGGCCUACCUCUGAGUACCAAUGUUUGUAGCUUCUAGCAGGUACUAUAUUGUUUAUAUAUUAGAAUGGAUCACCAAAGGGACUCAAAAGUUUUGUCACCAACUAUAUUACCAGACUGGUCACAACCAUUAUUUCUUUUCCUUUGUUCACCUUUUUAUAGGAGAGCAUGUGAAAAUACUUUGAGUUUUCCAAAAGGUUUGUUUUUUACUCAUGUGAAAUACACAGGUUGAGAAAGUAAAA
Molecule: messenger RNA, 2330 nt
Organism: Castor canadensis (American beaver)
Lineage: Eukaryota; Metazoa; Chordata; Mammalia; Rodentia; Castoridae
Gene: Rmp64
Product: ribonuclease MRP subunit p64
Biological process (GO): positive regulation of Notch signaling pathway
Cellular component (GO): nucleus
Source: RefSeq, a predicted model, not a curated record